AUGUCACCGGCAAAGCAAGAUGAGAUACCUCCUCCGAACCCAGAGACUCCGAGACGAACCUCGGCCGCCAAACAUGGCGUACCUACGACGCCAGGAAAUAGACGACCUUCGGCCCAGGCCGCCACCACGCCCAAGAGCGCUCCCGCUGCCGCCGGUCACGGCUCGCCGCAGAAGAAGAAGACUGAGCCAACUCUGCUGGCCGACUUCCUGCUCGGUCGUCCCUCGCCGGCUCGCCAAGCAGCCCAACGAGAUGCCUUGAAGCAACGGCGCAAAAGCAUGGCGGCAGAUGCGGCGAAUGUGCGGGAAGAACUACGCCGGGAGAUGCGCGAGGCUGCAGUUCGCAGGCUUCAGCAACCAGGAGGCGUAAAGGAUCGAGUAAAAGCAUGGCAAAAGGCCAGUGCAGCCGCCAUGAAGGAACAAGGGGGAGGGGUGCCGUGCGCUGAGGACGUGCGAAGUGAGCCGACCGAUGUUGCCCUACAUGUCGCGGCCGAGAGUGUGACUGAGGAGGACCGAGUGCGAAUCAAGAUGCGGCAAAAGCCCAAGAAGAAGAAAGUUAAGGCUGAGAAAGCCGAGGUGAGGGACGACGUGGAGGAGGAAAAGGAGGAGGACAAGGAAAACCACGAUGCUCAGACUGGUGACGAUACGAAGCGAGACAAGGCAGGUCCCGGACCGGCGCUUGCGUCUAAGGAGCCGCGAGCCGCCAAAGACGCCCCCAAGAGGAGAAUCGUUAGUGACGAUAAUUGGAUGAAGCGUAGGAAGGGGAAGAGCCCGCCUCCCGCCAACUCUCCGAAACUGAGGACAGACAAAAGCCCAGCUCCAAUACCGAAGGACUUCCUGCAAAAAACAACACAGAAUCCAUCUGUACAGAGCAAGAUCAAAGACUGGGUCGAGAGAGUUGAAAUUACUGAACCGCCCCGGGUGAAACACUCUCGGCAUGAAAAGGCCGACGGAACAAUUACCAUCGAAGAAGAUAUUCCGAGCACGGUGGAAUCUUGUGCAGAAGAACGGGCAACGCCCAAGGCCCGAGUAAAUGAUGGCAUCAGAGUUAAGCCGAUUAAGCCAAGGAAGCCAACGUCGGAUACAGAUGACAGCAUCCGAUUAUCCUCAGUGCGAAAAAGCGACCGCACUGAUGAUGAUGGAAUCCGAGUACGGCCCAUGGAAAGCGGAGUGCCAGACGAUGGGAUCAGGGUACGUCCCAUGAAAAGCAAGCUUCCGGAUGACGGAAUCCGAGUGCGGCCGAUUGACAGCCCGUCACCGGGUGACGGAAUUGAAACUUGCCUCGGGUCUCAGAGAUCUGCCGAUGAGUUACCUCUUCGGUCCGCAUCAUCCAGACCGACAUUUGUAGGGAGGGACUCUAGCCUUCCAAGCAGCCGGCGAGGUGGUUCUUCUGAUAACGUGAUUGAGGUCAUCGAGGAGAAUGAGACUGAGCUUGACACUCCAACGAAGAGGAAGGUCUCUCGCCGUCGCUCGAGACGGGCACCCAGUCCUAGUCCCAUCAUACAGAGAGCUAGCCCGGCCGAUGACCAACGCUCAGAUUAUCCGGCGACGCCUGUCAAUCCUGAACGUGAGGGGUCAGACAACGAAUCCGAGAGAGUCCCGCCGACUGUAUUGGGAAACAAGUCGCUUGCGGAUAUUCCAUUUGGGUAUUCAGCGUUUAGUGUUCUUGAUUUGCCCCUGGGGGCAGAAGCGAGGCACGGGACGAAAAAGCCGAAAACUCAACGGAACCCGAGCUUCAAGGCGAUGCCAAAGGUGCUCAAAAAAGUUGUGACUGGUGCCAAAGAGAUCAUCCAAGAACGGGUUGAGCCUCCCAGACCGGCCGCGGCAAAUCAGCCGCAGAGUAUAGAGUCCUGGCUGAAUGAUACGGUCGAUCCCUUCGUAGAACCCAUUGUCAAGGAUCAGGUAUGCGAUAGGCAGCCAACUCCAGAAUCCCGGGGACAGGCGCUGAAUAGCGGGAAGCGGCCAACAUCGCGGUCCCCAUCUGGAAGUCGGCAAAGAGAAACAGUCAGUCCCGCACCGGCGAAGAAACCCGAGCCCCGAGAGACAGCUGAGCAACAGCAGGAAGAUGAUGGUGCCACCCCCAGAAAACCGAAAAGCCCUGUUACCCCAACGACCGGCUUGAAGAGAAGGCGGGCAACCAGGACCGCACCAUCCCCAACCAAGUCAGGGGGGAAAAAGCCGUUCCGAGAUCUGCUGAAAGAGGCUUUCCGGGGCGAGUCUGGCGGUCACAAGCUACCACCCACAGUAUAUCCCAGCUGUGAGACAGACUAUGAGGACGAAGGCGACUAUGCGGAGGACGACUGGGAGUCAACCGAUGAACGGCGACGAUCUACGGACAGAAUCAGGAGGCCGCCGUCUCCUAGUUACUCAUCUACGUACGACUCUACUCUCUCCUCUGAGCUGUCCAGCCAUGGCCCUUUACGAAAUAGACCGCCGACUACCGGUGCGCACGAGCUGUCGACUAUUGUGUCGGAAGAGUCUCGCAUCACAGCCGGUUCCGAGACGAUCUCCACCGUGUCCGAAACAACAGUCACUCAGACAACCGCCUUCACCCAGACUACUGAUAUUCCCCGACAGAGGAGCCAAAAGUCUGGUCUCAAGCGGCGUCUCACCAAACAUUCAGACCUCGUAUCCGUCCUGUCACUGCCAGACGACGGCCAGCUAAUCCCACCGAGAAGCUCGAAGAGCAUAAAAUCGUCGCGGAGCCUGCACCGCAGGCCCAGCAGGGCUAGCAGGGCCAGCAGGGCCAAUAGGAGCCAGGCAGAUGAGCUGCUUGAGGAAUUUGCCAAUGAUGAACACUUCUACGGAAGGGAACUGAAAACUCUCGUCGAUGGCGUCGUUCCGGUGCUUUUGAAAGAUGUUCUUCGGGGUGGACUUGCCACGCGCAACGGGCCAGGCAGGGAUGCAGACGCGACGGCCAAGUCUGUGGUCAACAUGGGCAUGGCGCUCGAAAAGCUAAAACAGUUCCACCAACGAGCGCCACUCUCGGAUAUCAAUCAGCUUCUGACUUGGCUUGAGGCUGUCUCCCAGGCCUAUGAACACUACCUGGACGUCUGGCAACUCGGCUUUCAGGGUUUGAUUAUCAAUCUCGCUCCAAAAUCUGGCCGUUUCAACGACGAUGACUCGCUGCUAAAUGCACUUCCUUUAAAUGAGGAUGGCGAUGUGGUGGGAGAAAAUGGGGAGCGAGUGGAUGUCGCGUACCUUCUGAAACGGCCCCUGAUCAGGGUCAAAUGGAUGACCAAAUUCCUAAAGGCUGCCGUCGCAGUCACCGGAGCUCCGGAGGCAGAGAAUCUCCUCGCAGUUUUCGAGACUCUUCAGGAGAAGGCCCGCAAGAGACACAAAGAGGAGACCGCCCGCAUGACCGAUGAAGAUGCGAACAGCACUGACACGACCCGCUGCCGAGACUUGAGAAACCUUCUACCGCUCAGUGGCGUCUUAGUCAAUCAGAUGCGUCAGGUCGUUGCCUUGGAUGUCUUCGCCCUCGAUUUGCAUCAUUCAACCGGCCAGAGGCUAGAAUGUCAGGUUGAGUUGAUCUAUAGAGACAAUCCGAGUGUCCCCGCCGACCAGGGAGACAUUCUCAUCAGGCAAAUUGGAGACGACGCUCGAUCAUGGCUAUUAUUCCCUCCGGUACCAGCCUCGAACAUAUCCGCCCGGAAAAGCGAUGUUGAACAGUCCUUGGUCGUCAUGGUACGCGGCACACACAAUGGAAACGAAUGGUUUGAGCUCCUCAAGCUAUCAUCGAACAGUGAAGAACAGCUAGACUACUGGAUGUCAGUUCUUGGCAGUCAUCCGGUGCCGCCCGCCGUGGGUCGGACACCCACCACCAUGAUCCCAGAGGCAACGUCGCCAAAAUCGGACGGUAUCGAUAUUCCGCUUGGUGAAAGCAGGCUUAGCACGCCUGGUUUGGAGUCACCAGGGGUCGAGCAGUCCAGGACCCCAUCUCGAUACCACCCAAAGCCACUUCCUCCUUCUACACCAACUUCACCGUCACCAGAUCCUUGUGCCACCAUCUCGCCAGAUAGGAUGCCCACGCCCACUCGAGAAACUUAUUCUCAUAGCUGCCUGGAUGAAGGUCGAAGCCUGCCCCCAUGGAACAGCCCCUCUCAUGAGCCUGUGAAGGCUUCAAGACCGCCUCCUAAUUCAAGACCUUAUCGUGAGGAUGGAGCUCCUCCACCGCCUAUCCACCGUACUCUCGGCUCGAAUAGUCCAGGCAUUUUCACGCCUCCCGUUGAUGUCAGCCCACAUACCAGAGUAAAGCGCCGAAUGUCAUCUCCGCUCAAGCAUGAAUACCAUCCAUCCGACAUCUCGUCUGACAGUUCAACAUCCCUGAGCGACGACUCCGACUCGUCCCAGUCUUCCAGCGACGAGCUAGAUGAAGAUGAAGUACCUGACACCAUUCCAGGCUAUAGCAUCAAGCAGCCGGACAUAGCCGCAAAUGAUUCGGUUGUUUCAGACAAUAGUCUCACGCCGUCCAACUCCGCCUCGCAGGUUGAACCUCAAGGGGGAAACAGUACAAAACCCGCUCAACCUGCGCAGAGGUUCAUUGCAUCCGUCUCCUACUGGUUUAGUAGGAAGGGAGUAUGGAAAGAUAUCAGCCAGGGCGAACCGGCAUCCAUAAUCAUUCGUCCCGGCUUCAUGGAGGUACACGAGCUAAGCGAGCGGAGUUCCAAUCACCAAGCGUACCCGUUGCAGUCAUCGGGCACGUCCGAGGUAGAUAACACAAACAAGGAUGCUGGGAGCGUCUUGCCACUAGUCGGACUGGUUUUGACUCCAGUGGUGAUGAUUCGACGCAGCACGGCCCUGGAUCUCGAAGUGCGCAGCCCAGCAUCCCCAGAAUCGCGGCUGAAGAUUGAGGGAUGCAUGUUCAGAUUCCGAGCAGCAACACAGGCCGAGGCUAAGAAUCUUUACGAAGCGGUCCACCUGAGCCGUCUGAACAACGCCAGAUACAUCCAACUCAGCGAGGAGGCACGGUUCCGUUCGUUUGGACAGGCGCAGCCAAUGGUAGGUGACGGCAGCGCAGAUGACGACAGCUCGAGCCGUCGACGGACCUGGUUCGGACGCAAGAAUAGCUACCGCGCGUCGACGCGGGCGCCGAGCGUAUCGCAGGGGAGCAUCUCCACGACCAUCUCGGCGGGCAGCUUCCUCCGGCGGUUAAUGGGCGGUGGUAACACAGCCUUCAACAUUGAUGAAUCCACCGUUGAUAAGCAGUCGCGGCCUGGGUCCGUCGGGGCGGGCGGCGGUAGCCUCUACACGUCGAGCGCGUCUUCAAGCGGCGGCGGCGCCUCAACGCCUCCGCGGAGCGUGUCGGCCUCGCUGUCCGGCUCGGGCAGCCGCUGGAGCAACGGGCUUGCGAAGCCCUUCUCCCCUGAUCGCCCGCUCGAGAUCCGCUGCCACCUGAACGUCCAAAACAACCGAUGGCUCGACAAGGGCGACUGCAUUCUGCACAUUACGCGGCCGCCGCCAGGGGUCCGACAGGAGCUGUCGCUUUAUCACGGACUUGAGAAGCGGAUCAUCGUCACGCACGCGACCAAGAAGAGCGGCAGCGACAAGGACAAGCCCCUGAUCCUGCUAGAUGCGGUGCUCGGGUCCAAGUGCUUUAGCAUGCUAGGCUCCAAAGGGGUCAUGUGUAGUGUGUGGGAGAAUCUGAGAGACGAGGAGGGGAAUGUCGGUGUUGCUCCCCGGAACGGGGCAGUCGCUGGAAAGGUGACCAAGUGGUGCUUCCAAUGCAAGAGUAUGCAGCAGGCGAAUUGGAUCAUGGGCAUGGUGACCUCGGAGGUGCCGGGGCUGAUGAUGGGCUAG
Molecule: messenger RNA, 5796 nt
Organism: Canariomyces notabilis
Lineage: Eukaryota; Fungi; Ascomycota; Sordariomycetes; Sordariales; Chaetomiaceae
Exons: 2
Coding region: 1-5796 (1931 amino acids)
Cellular component (GO): site of double-strand break; nucleus
Source: RefSeq, a predicted model, not a curated record